Messenger RNA from Canariomyces notabilis, 669 nucleotides. RefSeq lists its product as uncharacterized. The transcript has 2 exons. Gene Ontology annotation, molecular function: acyltransferase activity, transferring groups other than amino-acyl groups. NCBI's taxonomy places the organism in Eukaryota, Fungi, Ascomycota, Sordariomycetes, Sordariales, Chaetomiaceae. The coding region runs from base 1 to 669 and encodes 222 amino acids. The record is from RefSeq and is a predicted model, not a curated record.
AUGCUUGUCGUGAAACCAGUUGAACACGCCGACGUCCCGCAAUGCAUUGCAAUCCGCGUUGCCGGACUUGGGAGCCUAGUCAUCGGACGCCCGCCGCCUUACCCGGGAUACAUCGAGGAGGCCGAAGCUGCGGUGCGCGCCAACCUCGACGAUCCCGACAGCUUUGUGCGCCAUCUCAAGGUUGUCGACCCCGAUAAUGAGGACGAAGUCAUGGCAUAUGCCAAGUGGGAACUCUAUCCUAAUGGUCGCUCCAAGGAGAGUUUGGAGAAGCUCAAAGAGCGCAUGAGCGACAAGGACAAGGGCGUUGAUCAAUACGGGGCCUUGAGAGAGGCAGCACACGAGUACUUUUGUACACGCAACGGCAGAAUGGGCAAAAACCCGCACUUGCUCCUCGCGCUCCUCGUCACAGCAGAGCCACACAGGAGAAAAGGCGCUGGGGGUCUCCUGGUGCAAUGGGGACUUGAGAAGCAGAAGGAGACUGGUCUCAAUUGCUAUCUUCAGGCUUCUGAACAGGGCAGGAAACUGUACGAACACUAUGGGUUCCAGGACAUUGACACAGUCGAGUUCGACCUGGACAAGUAUGGGCUUCAAGGGGUGGAGAAGAUGACCGAGAUGAUACGAUAUCCUACCAAGAGCGGGCGGCAAUGGGAUAGCGAGAAACUGGUUUAA